Molecule: messenger RNA, 1644 nt
Organism: Caenorhabditis briggsae
Lineage: Eukaryota; Metazoa; Nematoda; Chromadorea; Rhabditida; Rhabditidae
Exons: 6
Coding region: 1-1644 (547 amino acids)
Source: RefSeq, a predicted model, not a curated record
AUGAAAAUUAUUUUCACAUUUUUCAUUCUUUUUCUCCCUGUGUAUUUUGCGGUCCGCGAGCAAGGUCCACCAGAAAAUCCUGGAUUGUUCAAUGAAUUUGAAAACUAUUAUGACAUUUAUAUAAACGAAUCGACUAUGUUUCUACCGGAUACAGAUCCGGACUUUGAAAUCGGACAAGGUUUAUAUAUCCAUGGAAACAUAAAAAUCUCCAUAAGAGAGCUAACAGUUUUUUUUCAAAAGUAUGACACAUUUCGGUACGGGGUUCGGGUGAACAACACUAAUCUGGAAACUUUGUCUUUUCUGCAACUAUUGUUUGUGUCUAAUCUGGAUGAUUCAGUGAAUUCUGUUGAAAUUACAAACAAUCGGAAUUUGACAAGCCUUGGUUUUGACUUCAAGGAGUGCACCUACUGCUAUAGCAGUGUUCAAAUCACUAAUAAUCCAAAAUUGGAUCUCAAAAAAGAUUGUGAUGGCAUUAUUGCAAUAUACAACAGUAGAAGAAAGAUAUCAGGAAAUUUGGCUGAUUGUGGGUGCGAAAUAAUUGGAGACUUCAAUAGCUUCAUAGCUACAAUGCCUUCAAACUGCUGGAUGUUAUUUGGUAAUGUGACAAUUGAUGAGAACUCGGAUCUUGGCGUUUUAGAGAAAAAUUUUGCAAACGUCACUAGAAUCAAUGGGGGUCUGUCUGUUCAGAAAACACUCUUUUCCGAUUUAUCAUUCUUGCGCUCUAUCGAAAGUAUUGAUAGUGAUCCCUAUCACUCCACUGUAUUCUAUAGCAUUGUUAUCAAAAACAAUCCAAAUCUUAUUAGCCUGGGAAUGAAUGCAAAACGAGAUGGCCUAUACCUAAUCAUCCGUGACAACCCUAAGCUUUGCGUCACUCCACAAGAAUUGUCCAAUUUUUAUGCUGGUGUCGUUCUGGAUUCAAAUCUAGAUAUUACUGUUUGCUUUAACAAUGAAACUUCUCCGAAAUGGUGUCAACUUGGGAAUACGACCAAUUUAGCUAAUUUACCGGAAGAAUGUGAAGUUUUGGUUGGAGAUCUGGUUUUCGAUGAGGAAUUCGAUUUUGAUAAUUCCUAUAAACUAUUCUACGUGGAAUAUAUAUUCGGAAGCUUCACGAUUACAAAUAGCUCAUUACGAACUUUAAACAUGCUGCCGAAUCUCAUCAAAGUUCGAUCUAUUAGAGACAACAAAAUCCCCAUACACAUUUUCAAUAACUCAGGACUAUAUGAAAUUUUUGUCAUGUUCAAUUUUCAAGGAGUCGAAAGCGGAGAGAGUUGUGUUAUUGAGAAUAAUCCUAGUCUGGCAAUGGAUAUCUACACUUGUUCUAUUUUAAAAGGGAGAAAAGAGGCUAAAACGGGGAACAAUUUUCAAAACUGUGGUGACGACACGACAACCUUGGUUAGAAAAUAUGACAGCACCCCAUUGAACAUUGACGUGUAUAAAGGCGUUCCAAAGUUUCUGGAAGUUUCUCACGCGGUUGAUGGUCCCGGUACUGUAACUCAGAAUAACCCAUGGGAUCGGAACUUCACAUCCAUAGAAGAUAGUGAUGAAGAUGAAUACGACGAGCCAGAAGGGAGCACUUCAUAUCCUCCAAACUUCAUUUAUUUGAACAUCGCCGUUGUCUUAUUGAUUUUUCUUAUUUUUGAAUGA